This is a messenger RNA of Peromyscus leucopus (white-footed mouse), 2071 nucleotides long. RefSeq names its product serine protease 30-like. Gene Ontology annotation, biological process: proteolysis. The record is from RefSeq and is a predicted model, not a curated record. Gene Ontology annotation, molecular function: serine-type endopeptidase activity. The transcript has 6 exons. NCBI's taxonomy places the organism in Eukaryota, Metazoa, Chordata, Mammalia, Rodentia, Cricetidae. The coding region runs from base 390 to 1319 and encodes 309 amino acids.
CCGGAGUUAGGUGUUCCUGGCUCAUCUCUAUGAGUCCAGUGAGGGGCAGAGAGGGCUGGCAUCCGCUGGCAGCCGUAGGCAGAGUCCUGGGUUUCCUAAACAAAGUGGGCAGUGGGGGUCCCCCCACCCUCCUGAGGAUAGGUGAGACUUCCCUAUGCUAACCACACAGGUGGACGGACACACAGCUCCUAUCGCCUCUGGCUCCCGAUGAGCCACGAGUUCCUUGGCCUUCGCCAAACCACAUCCCCGCGACUGCAGGAUGGGAGCCUGAAUGGGCAGGCCUGGUCAGGUAAUUAGCUUCCAGGUUGAUUCCCUCUAAACUCUGACAUCACUCCCCUAGAGUGAGCCAAGGACUCUGACCCCACUGUGCUGAGGACUGGAGAGGAGCCAUGAAGUCCUGGGCAAGGUGCAUCCUUCUGCUGCUGCUGCUGCUACCAGGAGGACGAGGGGACGUGUUGCCCUCAGUGUGUGGCCGUUCCAGAGAUGCUGAGAAGAUCGUGGGUGGCCAAGAUGCUCAGGAAGGACAGUGGCCUUGGCAGGUCAGCCUGUGGAUAGCUGGAGAGGGCCACAUAUGUGGGGGCUCCCUCAUCCACCCAGGGUGGGUGCUCACAGCUGCCCACUGCUUCCGUAGGUCUCAGAAUCCCAGCUUCUACAGUGUGAAGGUCGGAGGACUGACACUCUCUCUUCUGGAGACCCCCAUAACCUUGGCGGCUGUGAGGAGCAUCUUUGUGCACCCCAGCUACCUCUGGGAAGACACGUCUAGUGGAGAUAUUGCGUUGGUACAGCUGAACACUCCUCUGAAGUCCUCUCAGUUCACUGCUGUCUGCCUCCCAGAAGCCCACGCGCCUCUCACCCCCGGGACUCUAUGCUGGGUAACAGGCUGGGGGUCCACCCAUGAAAGAGACCUGUCCAGUGUCCUCCAGGAGUUAGCCGUGCCUCUCUUGGACUCAGAGGAGUGUGAGAAGAUGUACCACCUCCCAGAGAGCAGCCUGUCAGGGAAGCGACUCAUCCAGGCAGACAUGCUCUGUGCAGGCUUUGCAGAGGGCCAGAGAGACGCUUGCCAGGGUGACUCUGGGGGACCACUGGUCUGUGUCAUCAAUAGUUCCUGGAUCCAGGUUGGGAUCACCAGCUGGGGAUUUGGCUGUGCUCGGCCAUACAGGCCUGGUGUCUACACUCGGGUGCCAGCUUAUGUAGACUGGAUUCAGAGAACCAUGGCAGAGACCCCCUCUGACACCUGCGGAUGCCACUCCAGAGCCUCUGAGGCUCAGCCACUAUUGAUGCUAGUCUUGCUGGCCUUAGCCUUGCCAGGGGCCAUGUGAACUACAGUUCUAGAGUUCUGGAUCCUCUCCUGGUGGGACGGGAGACUUGGAAGCUCAGAGGGGACACUGAGAAAGUAAGUCUCAAAUGGUGGGUUUGCAGGUGACAGGCGGGGAGGGGUCAGAGGCUGAAGUGACAUGAAGAGUUUUAAGGACACAGUAAUCUGGAACACAGACACCCAUCCCAUCAAACACAGGCAGCCGCUCACGUGUCACUUACCACAGGCCUGGUCCUGGUUCAGCUCUACAUGUGUUAACCCUGUCAGUCACACACAGUGCGGCCGUGGGGAAGUAGGGAAGCUUCCUGAAGCUUCCUUCAGAGAGGGUGUGUGGACUUCCUGAGGUCACACAACCAGCUGCCCGGGAUAAAAUCUCCGUCCAACAGGUGUGGAUCAGAACCUGUGCUUCUGCACCGUAGGUAGUCUCUCUAUGUACCCCACGCUGGCCUCAGCCAUGUAAGUGAAUGUACCAGAGGCAUGAACCACCACACUUGGCUCUUAUUCUUCGCUCAUAACGCAUCUUUGUUCUGACAAAAUAAAUAAAUAGAAAUCCUUUACCAUGGAGCUGGAAAGGUGGCCUAGCAGUUAAGGGACUUCCAGAGGACCAGAAUUUGAUUCCUAGAACCCACAUCAUGCAGCUUACCACUGCAGGAGGUCCUGCUUCUGGCCUCCGAGGACAUACACAUGGUGAUACACAAACACAUAAAAUAAAUUAUUAUUAUUAUUAUUAUUAUUAUUAUUAUUAUUAUUAUUAUU